GAGACACUGCGUGAACUCAUCCCACCCUUCCUUCUGGCCGUGCCAAAGAAGAAGACUUCUCACUCGCGGAAAUCCAUGCGCAGCGCAAACAAGGGCUUGAAGGACAAAGAAAACUUGGUACACUGCCCGGGAUGUGGAUCAGCAAAACUUGCGCACCAUUUGUGUCCGACUUGCUACUCCAACUUGAGCCGCGAAUGGAAGGCUAAGGCGCGG
This is a messenger RNA of Phanerochaete carnosa HHB-10118-sp, 213 nucleotides long. RefSeq lists its product as uncharacterized. The annotation marks the transcript as partial. The transcript has 2 exons. Gene Ontology annotation, molecular function: structural constituent of ribosome. NCBI's taxonomy places the organism in Eukaryota, Fungi, Basidiomycota, Agaricomycetes, Polyporales, Phanerochaetaceae. Gene Ontology annotation, biological process: translation. The record is from RefSeq and is a predicted model, not a curated record. Gene Ontology annotation, cellular component: mitochondrial large ribosomal subunit.